Galleria mellonella (greater wax moth) is the source of this 7092-nucleotide messenger RNA. Its product is annotated as roundabout homolog 1-like. NCBI's taxonomy places the organism in Eukaryota, Metazoa, Arthropoda, Insecta, Lepidoptera, Pyralidae. The record is from RefSeq and is a predicted model, not a curated record. Gene Ontology annotation, biological process: homophilic cell-cell adhesion; dendrite self-avoidance; axon guidance. Gene Ontology annotation, molecular function: cell-cell adhesion mediator activity. The transcript has 12 exons. Gene Ontology annotation, cellular component: plasma membrane; axon. Bases 320 to 4021 code for a protein of 1233 amino acids.
UCAGGUCGGCUGCACGCGUAUGGGCGGCAAAAUCUGAUCACUUUCCGCCUACGUUCGUAAUUAUUGCGAUGCCACAGUUUUCAGUGUUGUAAAGUGCUGUGAGUAUUAUAUUUUGGACUUUUGUUGCGAAUUAUGGAGUCGUGAGUCGGGUCUCGGUCCUCGACGGGGUGGAAGCAUAAAUCAACAUGCCGUCGAGUGGCGAUAAACAUUCUGACUUCUAACCCAGAUGGAAAAGAAACGAGGACGAUAUGGGAAACUCCAUCGAGAUCUUUCCAGAGCUACUAACAUCACACUGAAAAUGUGGUAGAAAACUACCAUAAUGGGAACUUUGGAAGUGGUGACGUCAUUGUUGAGCAUAUAUUGCUGUUGUUAUAUUGGUCCAGCACAAGGGGGCCUGAACGAUGAUUAUAUGAGCAGUGGCGAGGCUCCUUAUAUUAUAGAACAACCAUUGGAUGUCACCGUAGCCCGUCACCAGCCAGCCACCCUUAACUGCCGCGCUGGGGGAUCGCCAACUCCUACUAUAAGAUGGUAUAAAGGAGGAGUUCUCGUAGUUUCUGAUACUCAUAGAAGCCUAUUGCCCGCCGGUGGCUUGUUCUUUCUAAGGGCCACACAUGGCAGAGCUCACUCUGAUGCCGGAGUAUAUUGGUGUGAAGCAACCAAUCCUUAUGGUACAGCAAGAAGUAGAAAUGCAACUUUACACGUAGCAGUGCUUCGAGAAGAGUUUAGAUUAGAGCCAAUCACUACACAAACAGCUCAAGGAGAAACUGUUAUAUUGGAGUGUUCACCACCACGUGGUUCCCCUGAACCAGCCGUCUAUUGGAAAAAGAAUGGGCAGACUUUACAUUUUGAUGGUGAUUCCAGGAUGCAUUUAGUGGACGGAGGCAGUCUUGUAAUACAAGACGCAAGGCAAACCGACGCUGGUAGAUAUCAAUGCAUUGCAAGGAAUGCAGCUGGCACGAGAGAGUCUGCUAUUGCCACGCUCAAAAUACACAUUAAGCCGUACUUAAUCACGGGCCCUGAGGACGUCGUGGCACAGACUGGUGGCAGUGUCACAUUUCAAUGUCGGGUCGGUGGUGAUCCCUUGCCUGACGUACUAUGGCGAAGAACUGCUGGAGGCGGAAAUAUGCCACUUGGUCGUAUCAAAGUACUAGAUGAUAGAAGUCUUCGGCUCGAUAACGUUAUUUUAGCGGAUGAAGGGGAAUAUACAUGUGAAGCUGAUAAUUCAGUAGGGGCGGUAAGCGCUAGUGGAUAUUUAACAGUAUAUGAUCCGCCGUCAAUUAUGUUGGAACCAAAUAAUAUAAAUGUUGAAAGUGGCUCAGUAGUAAAGCUUACUUGCAAAGCUUCUGGUAGACCUGAUCCUACCAUGUUUUGGAGUUUGGAAGGAAAUAGAACAAUAAUAUUUCCUGGUACUUCUAGAGAUAAAUACCAUGCUUCGUCGGUAGUUGAUGGAAUUACUAUAUUAACAAUCAAUGCUACAAAUAAAAAUGAUAGUGGAAAUACGAUAGUUUGUUCUGCGGUAAACUUUGCUGGCAGUUCGUUUGCCAGAGGGAAACUUAGUGUGACGUCAGACGAUGACCGCCCACCGCCAAUCAUAACAAAUGGUCCCUCUAAUCAAACGUUACCUAUAAAAUCGAUGGCGGUUUUCCCCUGCACUGCCGUAGGUACACCUGAACCAAUUAUAGCUUGGUAUUUCGAAGGGGAAGCAUUAUCACAGAAUCACAGGAGAAAUGUUUCGAAUGAUGGAACCUUAAUAUUAAGAGAUUUAGAUAAAAGUGACAGUGGUACAUAUACGUGUGUUGCUUCAUCACAACACGGAAAAUAUGUAUGGAGUGGUGUUUUACUUGUAGAUAGCCCGAUGAAUCCAAGUAUACAUUUUUUUCGAGCUGCCGAUGGAUCAGCUUUGCCAGGACCACCAACAAAACCUCAACUUUAUAACGUCACUGAUACAAGUGUCACAAUUACUUGGAAUCAGAAUAAUAAAAUUGGGUCUUCUUCUAUUAUAGGAUAUCAAAUAGAAGUAUUUCCGAGAGAAACGCUUUCAGGAAACAGUACACCGAGAAAUUCUCGCGGGUGGGUAGUAAUAGCAAAGAAAGUCCAUAAAACCUAUUAUGUUGCGAAAUCUCUUAUACCUGGAGUUACUUACAUGUUUAUAGUAAGAGCUGAAAAUUCACAUGGACUGUCCGGACCGAGCCCUAUAUCUGAUUCUAUAACUAUUGGUGAAGAUACUAACACUAUGUGGGAAACUGGAAUGUUUUCCAAUAAUACAGAGUUUAGAAAUAAUAUUUUAACUGAUAAUAUCGUUGAGUUAAUUGAAGCCACACCAAUUGAUGCUAAAACAAUAAAAUUGAUGUGGGAAAUAUUGAAUUUCUACUAUUUGGAAGGAUUAUUUAUAUAUUUUAGGCCUUUAGAUAAUAUUACGACCGAAUAUGAAAUGAAAACUAUUCUGCAUUCCAACGAUGUUUCCGGAUAUGAAAUAACUUCUUUGAGAAAGUAUACAAAAUACGAGUUUUUCCUUAUACCCUUUUAUAAAAGAUUUGAGGGGAAACCGUCUAAUUCUAGGGUCGCCCAAACAUUAGAUGACGCUCCUGAUGGUCCACCGAUAAAUAUCGAAAUGUUCAUUUUUAAUACCACAACAGUCCAUUUAAAAUGGUCACCACCAGAAUUAUAUUUACAAAAUGGUGUAAUAUCUGGAUAUAAUGUGAUAGUAAACUGGCUUGAUAUUCCGGCCAAUAAAUCUAUGGUAGCUAUAAAUACUACCGUCCACCAGGCAACGAGUCUUAUAAUGACUAACUUAACUUCAGGGGUUAGCUACUCAGUUCAAAUUGCUGCGGAAACCAUUGUUGGAUUGGGACCAUUUAGUCAAAAAGUAUAUUUGAAUAUAGAUUCUCGAUCAGUAGGAUUAGAUCCUUUAUCAAGAUAUCCUUUAAAUGGAGAAGUAUCAAUAGUUGCUGGAGAUUUUAUGAUGGAAACAUGGUUUUACAUUUUGAUAGGAGCAAUUAUAUUAUUUAAGAUAAUUGUUAUCGGUGGCAUUAUAUAUGUACGGAAGAACAACAUUUUUGCAAAGAAAUCAGCACUUCCGAAUAUUUAUGAUUCAAAUGGAACCAGUUUGGUAACUCAAAUGAACAUAAAAGCUGCAGUAUCUUUAUCGCAUCCACUUACAAGCUGUUAUAAUAAAAAUACCGUAACAAAGACAGAAUCGUUACUUUGGAUGGAAAAUCAGCCCGGAUUAUGUAUGUCUACUAAUCAAAAUAAUCAAAGCAAAGAAAAAGUGAAUAGUGAAUAUGAUAAAGUCACUCAACAAUUACCAGAAUAUGCAGAAGUGACAUCUUCAAGAGCUAAUCCAAAUGAAUGGAAUACGAGCAAGACAGCAAAUUCUCCGGCUGCCUACGCUUCUGUUACACUUGUUGCUAAUACAAGACAGUGCGUCAGUUCAUUGGGUUGGUUCCCACCUGGAGGUAAGAAUAUUGAUUCUUACGAUAACCGGUAUGCCCCUGAUGAGGAAUUAUAUCCAGCUAGCAAUGGAGGCUACUACAAUCGAAAUGUUUAUAGUGAGAAAUAUUUCCAAGGUCAUCCUAAUAUAUUAAAAUUUUACGAUUUGCCAUCAAUGGACAAAACGCAAAAAGCUCAAUUAAGGUAUAAUCAGAGCUUAGAUGAAAGAAAAGGAGAUAAAACAAAGACUGACGCUACUCAGUCCUUAAUAGGUCGGACGUAUGGAAUUAAUUCCCGAAAAAAUUCUGAAACUGAAACGACGUAUAGAGCAUUUGGAGAAGAUGAAUCUGAUGAUGAAAAUUAUACAGAAGACGGUGGUUAUGAUGAACUGCAAGCUAUGCAGCCUCAGAGACAGAGACCACAACAUCAAUAUGAACGGCCUAAUUUUGACAACGAUGGUACUCGGACGUUAGCUAGGCUGACGUCGUUUAGACAUGGACAAGGGGUCCAUGGUAAUACUACCCAAUCGCCUCUUGCACCAUCACACCCCCCACCAGCGCCACAUCCCCGAGUUGACUCCGUGACUCGGUAGUAUCACGCCUUGCCGGUUUUCGGCGAUCUGUGCCAAACGGAUGUAUAGACCGAUAUUUUUUUCCUAUAUUAGUGUAGUGUGUCACUAUGAGAGAUCGCAGUUCUUCCUCACGUUGUACAGGUUUCGGUGUAUACUCGUGUAAAGAACAUUUUUAUUUGACAAUAAUAGUGAAGUUCGUUUUGUUUUUUGAGACUUUUCUGGCCUAUAUAACGUUACUGUGAAAAUGGUUACUAAUGCGUAAACUAGGCCUAACGCUUAUAACUGCGCAUAUUGUAGGUAGUUAGUAUUUUACACAUUUUAAUAUAUUCUUUUUAUACUUUGGAUCUAUUCCUAGUCUUUGUAUAGUGUAUUAAUUGUAAAUAUAUUGUAUUAUAUCUAUAAUUAUAUUAGUAAACUAACGAAUCUCAUUGGAAAUGGUAAUAUGUUAAUUCAAAUAAAUGUUUUAUAAUGUUAUUAUUGGAUUUGAUAGAAUUCAAUUGAUAUGUCCGUCUGAAUAUCAAUAAACGAAUUUGUAACCAUAAUAUCAUUAGUUUAAGUAUAAGUAAAAAUAGAAACUGAAACAAAUUAACGCUUGGCAAUAAUUUGAAAUAACUUCGUAGAAAUGUACAUAAAUUUUGUAACAUAGACAUAAACACAAUAGUGGCAAAACUCCGUAGAUUUUUUUGGGUUUUCAAUUACUUAUAAGAAUCUAACUUUUAUUUAUUUUAAUUUAAUUGUAACUUAAUAAUAUUUUAUCAUGUUACAAAUUAAUUUAGUUUUACGUUAAUGUGCCAUAAAAUUAUUCUGUAGAUGUAUUAGUUAGUAACAUUGGAGUUGUGAAAUUUAAUUCAUAUGAUGCUUUUACAAAAACUAAUGUUAUAAUCUACGUAAUAUAAUGUGAUAUGAGUUGAAUAUAGCCACUUGUUAUAACGUCUAAAUAGCACAACUUGUAUAAUGGCAUAUCAUCUGUAUUAGGCAUGUAAUAGAUAAAAAGAUGUUAAUAACCGCCGGUUACAUAAGUAUUAAUGUUCAAUUGAAAUAUGCUGAUUCAAAAUUACAUUUAUUUAAUAUUAUUUCUCUGUAUCUAUCUCUAUAGUUUUUUUUUUUUUAUUAAAUAUAAUUGCGUAAAUUUAAAUUAUCAAUGCUGUAUACAUAAAGUAUCAAAAUAUCCAUCUUUUAUGUAACUAAGAUUUACUAUCAAAACGUAACAUUUUAUUUUCUUGAUAUAUUAUUACUUAAAUAUAUAAAACUUCUUAGCAAAUUAGAAGUAAAACUUUAUAUCUUAAUGCAUAGGUAAUUCAGUAAAACUAUGUAGAUGAAAAGAAACUAAACACAUUGAUAGGUCUCAGUUCUACGUAUUGCAAUAUUAAAUUAUAGACCGAAUCACUUCAGAAACAGUUAUGUGUCUCUCAUUGUUGUUUUUUCGAUUAUAUGUAUGACUUUAAUAAUGUCAUUAUUCAUCUAGAUAACAUAAAAUAUUGCAAAAAAAAUUACUGGGUAAAUAUCUCAGUUAUGUAUAUAUAUGUGCGAUUCCUCCACCGUGCAUUAGUAAUUCUAUAAUAUUACUGAAGGGUUUUGAUCUUUAAUAAGUAUCUUUUUGUUUAAAUGAUGCUUCUUCUCUCUUCUCUCUUACUAUGGUCUUUUCGUUAUAUUAUAAUAUUUCGAUGAAAAGGUUGUUCCGUAUUUCAUCGGAUCAACGUGUCGUGCAAUUAGGCCUAUCAAUUUCGUUCUGUUGGCAGCAUUCAAUUCAUUCGCUCGUGUACCUUUUCAUCUUUUAGCGUGCGUACUCACGUGACUACCAGGCGUCCAUUAUAUGAUCAGGAAAUAAUCAGUGCUUUCAGUCGUGUACAGAGUUGCCAGGUCUGCUCAGAAUGCGUUCGGUGAAUAAUUACAAAAAAUUGACGUUUUAAUUACCUCUUUUUAAUUAUAAAUAUAAGUAAAAUGUAUUAAUUUGAAUUAGUCGAAUAAAUAAGUUACAACAAAUGACUUUUAUAAUAAAUAAUUGGUGCAUUUUAGGGACAACUGGCUGUUCAUAACUGAAAAUUAAUCGUAUAAUGGGCGUCUUAGUAAUGUGAUAAACAUAGCAAUAUUUGUUAAUGUUUUCUGUUUCGUUAUAAUAAUUAAUAUUAUUACAUUAUACUACAUAUUCCACUUAAAGAUAUAGGUAUUUACAAAGUCUAUUACGUUUACUAUAACUGCAAUUAGAACAUGUUAUAAAUAUUUAAUUGAAAUUUUAAAUUAAUACAGAGAGAUGUCGAUUAUUUUUAUUAUAAAUUUCUUAUAAAAUAUACAGAUACGAAUGUUAAAAUAAAAAUAACAUAUUGAUUGAAUAUUUCUUAAUUAAUGUCCACAUUCUAUUGGUCAGUUUUUCAAUCGCAUAACACUUAUGUAAUCGUCUUAUAUUUAUUAUUUUGUAAAUAUGUAAAAUGAAGUUCAUUGCCUUUUUAUACUCCAACUUGUGUACUGAUCUAUGUUUUAUUGCUCUUGCUAUGACUUUUUUUUUUAUUAAAUGAAAUAUUAAAUGGAUACCUUGCUUUGUUAUCGGUACAUAGAGAAUGUGCCAUAAAUAUAGUAGAUACUAGGUAUUUGCAAGUGAUUGCUUUUAAUAAAACCAAAAUAAUAUCUAUAGUUCCUAUACGCACUUUAUUAUGCAAAUUGUGGAUAUUUUAAAAGCUAUAUUAUUUGCAAUAAAAUGGACUGGGAAUUAUCAGUCUCAUUUAUAUGUUAUUAGAGGUAAUUUACUGCAAUAUUUGCAGUGAAGUGCUGAAUUUAUUAUUAAUAUACAUAUUUUAGUGCUGAUAUAGCAAAACUCUUUACCGCGUAGUGAAUAAAUUUAGCAGUUUAUGUUUGCCCACUUGCAUGUCUAGUUUUUACAAUUAAAUAUCGUUGAUAAACCAUAGCAAGGUGUCUUUGAUUCAAAAGGAAACGAUAUUAUGUCGUAUUUUGUAACUAUGAAAUAUUAUUUUUGUGUGCACGCAAGAAUCAAUGAUUGAAAGUAUAAUUUCUAAAUAGCAAACUGAAGUCUGAGGAUUUUAAUUUUGUAUUAGUCCUUGAAUAUCUAUUUUUAAUAAAAUAAUUUGAAUUAUCUAUAA